ACACUUGUCAAGCAUAACCGAGUAGAUGAUUUUUCUUGCGUAAUAUAUGGUUUGGAAGUUGUCAGUUCCAGAUAACAACAUCAAAAGGUAGCCAAGUGUAUAGUGGGAACAAUUGAGAAAAAAAGAGAUUUGAGAAUCGCAUUUGUCUUUUUUAUGUGACAGAGUAUUUAUAUAUAUAUAUAUUGUGACUGGCAAGAAUAACAAUUCUGACUUUUUCAAAAUCUUUCUUUAGUUAUCUCAAAUAUGAAUACAAAUCAAUACCCACGUAUUAAACUUCGGCCUCAGCGAGCGCAACAAGAAAGCUUGAAUGGUCUUUGGCAGCAAUCUAGAAAUCGGAACGUACCAAGAGCAAACGUACAGAUCCAGAGGGGAGGCAGCAACCUCAACCGUGGUGCCUCGUUCCCCGCAGGUUACACGAACGCGGAAAUAAGAUUUGCUAAUGAUUUAAACUUGACUCGACAGCAACAACCGAUUUCUCAUCACAUAACUCGCCAAGUGACGCCCAGAAGUCAAAAUAACCAACAGCAGUACCUACAAAAUUUUAUUUCAAGUCCAGCUGUUCGUUUUGCGACUCAAAAUCAAAGCGACAUACGAUUUGCAAACUCACAAGUUUAUCCGCAGCGUCCUGGCGUUAUCUUUCGAACACAAGUGCAGGGACGGGGCAAUUCAUAUCAAAUUAAGCCGACUCUCACACAUCAGCACGGAAGACUUCAUACAGUUAUAGGUCGUCAGAAUCCUUAUAAACAAUUUCAUGUUGUUUCACGCAACGUACAACAACUCAACUAUUUCACUCCAUUCCGCUACAAUUCCGCUCAAACGUCCGCACAGCCCCAGCCCCGGAAUUUAUCAACUGUGCAACAAAAUACGAUCAAAGCUCCUUCAAAGAUACAUGAUAACCAGACGAAAAGUCAAGUCCGUGAUAUCAACACUGCCCAAUCCCCAGAACGCCCAGCUAUAAGUCCCGACCUAUGGGAAUUUGUAAAGUCUCCUCAGGCCAAAUGCCACUCACCAUUGCAAGAAAAACCAGAAACAUUACCACUGAGUAUUGGUGAUUUAUUCGAAAAUGCAACAUUACGAAUCAACGAAACCCUCAAACCUAUUCCUAGAGAGAAUUUAUUUCACGUGAAUUCGAAUGCUGUGGAAACACACACACCAACAAGCCAUGAUAUCGAGCUACCUAGUUCAUCAAGUAGAUACGAGGAGAUGACAAAAUACGCUAUAUUUGGCCAACAUGAAACAAAUGAUGAAUCAGAAAUCAUAAAUAGCAGCGCAAACGGUAAUUCCGACGAACAAGUUAACGGUGAAUUGUUAACAAAUUCAAAGACAAAUAAUCGAAUGACAUCAAAUGACUCAAUAUCACAACAAAGUCUCCAUACCAAAAUAGUGGGAACUGAAUCUGGAGGAAAUGACAAAAAGCCAAUACCACCUCCGAAGAUAAUUCAGCAAUGUGAGUUUCCAACUUCUAUUCAAUUAAUGGAGGAUACCAAAUCAAGAAUUCGAGAAAAAGAUAUGAUUGCAGAUAAUAAUGAGCGUUUUGCUACAGAACCACAACCGACACAACAAUUUAACGAAAUUCCAACCUUGCAAAGCCUAUGCUCGGGUCUGCUGACGAGACAGUGUUUUGGGGAAAUCGAUUCCGACACGGAAUAUCGAAACUCUGGAAAUUCUUCACAAAACAUAAGCAGUUUGCCAACAGAGUAUGCGGGAAAGGAAUGUGAAACGGAAAAAUAUUCCAAGACAUAUUUAUGCAAUAAAGAAAAAACAAUGUCUGAUACACAACCAGAAGAAAGUUCAAAUGUGAACCAACACAAAGAAAAGGCGGUUAGUAUGAGUAAAUAUAAUGAUACACAAAGCACAAUUCAAGAAUCAAAAAAUACGCUAAUUUCAAAUAUAUUAAAUAGCACCAACAAUGUAGAAGUUACAUUGGGGAAAGUCGCCAUAACAAGUAAAAAGAAUAUAUUUUCACAUACAACACGUAAUCAACCAACUUCCCAAAACUUCAAAGAAAGUUUAUUUGGUCAAAACACCGGGAAGAAAUUAGAAAUACCGGGCAAAAUAUCCAAACGUUCAACACGUAAAGUCACACCAGAAAACACGAAAAAUCAGUCCCCCAUUUUGAAACUCAAGCGAAAACAGGAUACUGCUAAAUUUCCAAAUGGUACAAAAGACGUUUAUGAACCUGUGUCCAAAACGAGAAAAACAGAAAUCAGUCUAAAAACUUUUAAUCCAAAAACUCAAGCAAAGACUAUUGAAUAUUUCUUCAAACCCGUAAUAGCAAACAGUACAUCACAAAAUCGAGGUAAAACUCCAACUUGUGGGCAAAAUUCAAAACCGCUCUGGAAUUUCACCAAAAAGGGCUGUGAAAGCACGAUAGCGGUUCCAAAGGAACCAUCCAUAGAAGAGUCGUGCACCAAAGCAGAUGAUUCCGCAUUGCAUCAAAGGAAAAAUUGCCUGAAAAACCGCCAACAAUCUACAGACGGCAUACCAACAUUGCCUUCACAUAGGAAUAAUGGAAGGAUGAACCCUGAAAAAAAUCCGUACUUAAAAAAAAACAAGACCAAAAGAUCUAGUCGGUUGGGUAAUUGGAAGGCAAAAGAUUUUCCAAGAAUACAGAGCAUUCCACACCGACCAUUACCGUUUGAAGAUGUGGUGGGGACUACAGAAAUACAGAGGAAAAAAGAAAUUUUCACUGCGAUGCGAAUACUUUUCAGUACGGGUCUCAUUUCUACAGAAAAAUCCCAAGAUACCUAUCACGUGUCUCAAAAGAAUUGCAAAGAAAUAUCAGGUCAGAACGCAGACAUUGUACGUUGCAGUCAAGUUCCAUCGGGGGAGAAAAAAUCCAAUCAACCAACGAAACCUUGUUUUGUCAGAAUGACCAAGUUGCAAUUGCACAGUUGACCAGAUCAACUCUCCGGUUGAUUCAAAUGAAAGCAUCUCUUCGGGUUCCACGCCGUUCACUUUUGUACAUCAUGUCUGAUGAAAGCCUUGUUUUGCGUAUAAUUUCUUUUCCAAUUUUUAGCUAUUUAUGGUUCUGAUGAAAUAUUUACUUGAAAUAAAACGUUUUUCGUCGAGGUUA
Molecule: messenger RNA, 3076 nt
Organism: Styela clava
Lineage: Eukaryota; Metazoa; Chordata; Ascidiacea; Stolidobranchia; Styelidae
Source: RefSeq, a predicted model, not a curated record